Racocetra fulgida is the source of this 516-nucleotide messenger RNA. The record is from the annotation of a GenBank genome assembly. Lineage: Eukaryota; Fungi; Glomeromycota; Glomeromycetes; Diversisporales; Gigasporaceae.
AUGGAGGAUUAUUACGAUUAUUCUACGGAUGAAGAUUUAGGAGAAAGUUUUAGCACCAACCAAGAUGAACCGUUAUUCGUUCAUGAUUAUCUGGCUGCUAUGAAGGCAAGAGAUGUGGAAGAAAAUAAACAAUCGCCUUGUGUUCUUAUUGAUAAUUUUAAAGGAGAAAUUAGACGCUGUAAUUCAACACAUCAGCUGAGAUCAAUAUCUCAAUUAGUAGGAACUUGGGAAAAUCAAAAGAAAGAAGUAUUAUGGCAUAUGAUGAAAUUAUUAGAAAAUCCCGAAUCAAAUACGCCAUUCUCUAAAGAUACAAUGGAUUGUUUACCUAGUCCUCUACUUGUAAAAAUUGCUAUGAAAAUUAAAUUAUUUAAAAAUUAUCUACCUACGGAUAAAAAGUAUAUAAAAGAAGAUGAAUAUAGGCAACAUGGAGAAGCAUUAGGAAACUUCAUAUGUAACUCACGUAAAGAUAUUGAACAACAUCGUAAUAAAGGUCUAGGAAAAUAUGAAGACGUCUGA